This is a messenger RNA of Brachypodium distachyon (stiff brome), 2239 nucleotides long. RefSeq lists its product as uncharacterized. The coding region runs from base 437 to 1651 and encodes 404 amino acids. NCBI's taxonomy places the organism in Eukaryota, Viridiplantae, Streptophyta, Magnoliopsida, Poales, Poaceae. The record is from RefSeq and is a predicted model, not a curated record. The transcript has 3 exons.
AAGAAAAAAGUAAAAGGAAAAGGCAGAGCACCGCCUGCAGCCGACGAGCGGGCGAAGGCCGUGCAGCCCGUCGCAGUUCGCAAGCCGCCGCCGCCCGCAGUCCCACGGCGCCGCCGCACGUGGCAGUUCCCAAGCCGCCGCCCGCUGUCCCCAGCCGCCACCGUCGCCGCAGCCCUCGCCGCCCCCAGCCGCCACCGUCGCCGCAGCCCUCGCCGUCCCCUAGCCGCCGUGGCCCGCAGUCCCCAGCCGCCGCCGCCCCCUCCAUCUCGCACGCCUGCUCCUCUCAUAGCUUCCCCCCACCCCUUUCUCACUAUCGCAUACGGGAUGAACAACAAGAGCAGCAGCAGCUAGCUCGAUCUUUUGUGGUUUGAUUUUGACUCAUUUAGAUGCUGAUCUUGAAGCUGCAAUAGUAGAAGAAAUAAUAGAUCAAGGUACAAUGAACAAACUGUUGGUGUUCUACGGUGAUGGCGUUGUACGCGAUGGGCCUUGCGGGCUUGAUGUGUCGCAGUGUGAGCACAAGAUUGUUACGAUAGAAGGCAUGAUGAACACUCCUUUCUUGGAUGUUACAAAGUGCAUCAAGGCUGUGUUUGGUUUGGAGAUGGCUUUGAAGAAGCUGAUCGUUGAAGCGUUCAUCGUCCCGCCGGUAGAAGAAGGGUCAAUGCAUCGUUGGGGGCUACGCCAAGUGAAAGGUGACGGUGAUUGGCGUUCGUACAUGAAGAUUGCGAGCAAGCCUGGGGCCGCAAUGUACGGACGCCCGAUGGUUUAUGUGCAGUUUGCCGAUGCCAGUGAGGCUGGAUGCAGUACGGUUGUUGGGGAGAUGCAGUUAGCUAGCACCGGUGGUGUGGCGAGAUGUCCUAUUCAGGAAGAUGAAGAAGGGCCUCUUCUCCCAACUCCACAUGCCGGCCCAUAUAGGUUUGCAGUCCUUGAUCGCAAUGGUCAUGUGGAUGGACUGCCGGACGAGCUAGAUUCUGGUGACGAGGUUGUUGAAUCCCCGUUAGAUGAGAGCGACGAAGGCGAAGGAGAUGGCCCGCAGAGGGCAGAGGUGCCACGGAUGGUGUAUGAGGCUGUUCGGGGUCAGGUGGCGACGACCACCACCGGCAACGGGAGCAGCACGGCGCUGAGCCUGAAGCUGCUGGUGGACAGCAAGGCGCAGCGGGUGCUAUUCGCAGAGGCCGGCAAGGACGUGGUUGACUUCCUCUUCUCCCUCCUCGCCGUGCCUGUCGGCACGGCCGUGAAGCUGAUCGGAAAGGAGGCCAUGGUCGGCUGCGUCGGCAACCUCUACGGCAGUGCCGAGAAGCUCAACGGCACCUACGUCCAGCCCGGUGCCGCCAAGGACGCGCUCCUCCGGCUCUGCCCCGCCAUGCUGUCCCCUGCUGCCAGCUCCCUCCUCGGCUUGCCAGCGGUGUCAUCGUCGGCCUUGGCGGAUAAGGUGAUGUACACAGUGACGGACGACCUUAAGGUCACGGCCAUGUCAGCCAUCUCCAGCAUCACCCUGCUGGGCUCCUUUGGCAUCAGGGAUCUGAGCACGCUCCAGGAGAAGACCGUGCAGAUAGGCUACAAGGAGGGCCUGGCGAUUCUGAAGGCAUCGCUGCAGUCCAGGACUGUCCUCACCGACGUUUUCCUCGGUGGCAAGAAGCUCCCCGGUGCCUGAGCCCUGAAGGGGGUUGCUGCGAAACGGAAGGCUCCGCGAUUUAUUCAGAGGCUGGCUCCGGCUGCUGGGUUCCUCGCUGGGAAGCUCCGGAGAGCGGCUGGGCUAAACUCAACACCGAUGCGGGCUUCGAGGUGAAUUCUGGUGUGGCUUGUGCUGGAGGUGUGCUGCGCAACUGCCGUGGAGAGGUUCUGCUCUCCUCUUGGACAAAACUCCAGGCUUGCGCUUCACCGGAAGAAGCUGAAAUUUUGGCGUGUGGAUUGGGCUUGCGGCUUGCAAUGCAAUGGAGUAAUAUGCCUCUUAUAAGGAGAUUGUGCUGAUCUUAUAGCUGGUCUUCGGACGUUUGAUCGUGGUAGAGGCCGCUUCGGUCAUCUUCUACUCGUUUGGCGAAUCUCGACCUCUUUCGAGUUUCCUUAGUGAAGAGGGAGUGCAAUAGAAUUGCUCAUGAACUUGCUAAAUUAGCUAAGAGGGGUGUAGAGCCAGAGAUUUUAAGACUUGAGUCACCUCCUUCUGUAACCGAGCUUCUUUCUGCGGAUGGUAUUACGAUUCCUACUUAUCAAUGAAGCACUCCUGAUUCCUCGCAAAAAAAAA